AAAAUUGCAACCACAACCAAAACAACAAAAAUGAAAAAAGAGGCCCCAAAAAUAACUGAAGAAAAAUGAUGAUAAUGUCUUCUUCCUCUACCACCAGACCUUCUUCCUCCACACUCUUCACCAUCUCCGCCCCUUCUCCACCCCCACCGUCGCCGCCGCGGCUGCUCUUCAUUACUCCCACCGCAUUUCCCAAGCUUCUCCGCCGUCCCAAAAUUAUCACAUCCAUCAAAUCUAUCGACGUCUCCAAAGAAGACAAGGAUCCGCCGGCCCCGACCGAGGAUAAGGAACCGGAACCGGAAUCGAAUCUCGACGCGAGACGGUUCGAGGAGAAAUUCGCGGUCGUGAACACGGGAAUCUACGAGUGCAGAUCCUGCGGGUAUAAAUAUAGCGAGAGCGCGGGAGACCCGUCGUACCCAAUUCCGCCGGGGCUGCCCUUCGAGAAGCUUCCAGAAGAUUGGAGGUGCCCGACGUGCGGCGCGUCGCAGAGCUUCUUUGAGAGUAAGAGAAUGGAGAUUGCGGGGUUCGAGCAGAAUCAGCAGUUUGGAUUGGGAGGGAACGCGCUGACGUCUGGCCAGAAACUUCUGCUCAUCUAUGGGGGUUUGCUUUUGGGGUUUGCUCUCUUCUUGUCUGGAUAUUUUCUCCAAUGAUCCAUCGCCUGUUUUUGGUAUUUCUUUAAUAUGUAUAUCGCAUUAUAAUUUUUUUAAGUUGUGAGUAAUAUAUAUCGAUUGGAAAA
Salvia splendens (bonfire salvia) is the source of this 733-nucleotide messenger RNA. RefSeq names its product rubredoxin. Gene Ontology annotation, biological process: alkane catabolic process. Gene Ontology annotation, cellular component: chloroplast. The record is from RefSeq and is a predicted model, not a curated record. Gene Ontology annotation, molecular function: iron ion binding; electron transfer activity. Bases 66 to 647 code for a protein of 193 amino acids. The transcript has a single exon. NCBI's taxonomy places the organism in Eukaryota, Viridiplantae, Streptophyta, Magnoliopsida, Lamiales, Lamiaceae.